Molecule: messenger RNA, 534 nt
Organism: Colletotrichum destructivum
Lineage: Eukaryota; Fungi; Ascomycota; Sordariomycetes; Glomerellales; Glomerellaceae
Exons: 3
Coding region: 1-534 (177 amino acids)
Source: RefSeq, a predicted model, not a curated record
AUGGACGAAGGCGCUUCGGACGUCGCUGGUUGGAAGAGGGGCCGAGGCCGGGGCAUUUGGCCAGGACCGGUGACGAGGGAGGCCAGCGACGAAGCAACUGCCGAGUUGCUCGUACUUACUUACAUGUUCAGUCAGUGGUCAGUCAGCCAGGGUCUCGGCGGUGAAGGGGGAGGUCGCGCAAGACAUGGACCCAAUGAGGGAGGUGGAAGCGCGGGGGACAAAGAGGAUCGAGGGAUGCCGGGUUUGCCGAACGGCCCCGAGUCUGAAGACGGAGUGGUGGGCCGCUUUCGAGGUGUUGCUCGAUCGGCGCCGGGCAGGAGUGAGCUUAGUGGAUACGGCUGUCCGUUCUUCAUCGGACAUGCCGCGCCCUGGUCCGACCAUCUGAAGUCGCCGACGAGCCCUCCUUUCGGCCAACAGCAUCCGCACUUGGGACCAGAGGGGGCUCACGUUGUCUCCUCCCUCUCUUCCGUGACGACCGAGAUUGCAUCUGCCGAAGAGCCCAUCCCAUCGUCAGUCGCGGCCAAGUCCAACUGA